UACAACCUCCUUAUAAAGGGACUCUCUCUCACGUUGUGGCUUGCAAAUUAGAGCACAUUGCCUAAAAUUGAGGUCUCCAUAUAUACACACACACACACGCCGAGUCGCCGCUGCCAUGAACUGGAUGAACGUGGAGGAGACGCUGCGCAGGGCCGAGGCGCCUCUCUUCUGGGUCGGUGCGUUCACCGUGGCCUCCCUGGCGCUGUGGGUCCUCUACAGGCUGCUCUCAGGCUUCAGGAUCUGGGUCUUAGGGAACGGGACGCUGCUCUCACCAAAGCUGGGCAAAUGGGCAGUUGUGACGGGCGCCACGGAUGGAAUCGGGAAAUCCUAUGCGGAGGAGCUGGCUCGUCGGGGAUUUGCCUUGAUGUUGAUCAGUCGCUCCCAGGACAAGCUGGAUGACGUGGCAAGGUUACUCGAGGAACAGUACAAAGUGGAGACCGGGACUAUUGCAGUCGACUUCGGCAGGAGUGACAUCUACGAAAAGAUCGAGGCGGGGCUGGCUGGACUGGAGAUCGGUGUUCUUGUGAACAAUGUUGGUGUUUCCUACCCCUACCCAGAGUACUACCUCAAUAUACCCGAUCUGGACAAUUUCAUCACAAACAUGAUCAACGUCAACAUCACUUCAGUCUGCCAGAUGACCCGUCUGGUGCUGCCCAGGAUGACUGAGAGGUCCAAAGGAAUCAUCCUGAACAUCUCCUCUGCCAGCGGCAUGUACCCCCUCCCUCUGCUCACCGUCUAUUCUUCCACAAAGGCCUUUGUGGAUUUCUUCUCUCGUGGCCUUCAGGAGGAGUACAGGCGUCAAGGCAUCAUCAUUCAGAGUGUGCUACCCUUCUUCGUGGUGACCAAAAUGACUCGUAUCAGGAAGCCCACCCUGGACAAACCCACCCCCGACCGCUAUGUGGCCGCUGAGCUCUCCACUGUGGGUCUGCAGAGCCAGACCAAUGGCUAUUUCCCUCAUGCCGUCAUGGGCUGGCUGACUACCAAGCUGGUGCCGAUCAACCUCGUCAUCUUCUUCGGAGCCAGGAUGAACCGUCUGCAGCGCACCGGGUACCUAAAGAGGAGGAAGAUGCGGGAGCUGAGGAACGGAGACGCUCUGAAGAACGAUUAGGAAGGCGGCCGGUGGAUCUGUGGACUGCCACCCUGUUCUGACCCGGGGCAGAAAUAGAGGAGAGAUUGGGAUUUUUGUAUCUGUGCGGUGAAUCCUCCAGGGUUGCCUGAGAUUUCACAUUUGUGCCUUUAGUAAAAUGUGCCUCAGCAAAGCAUGUGUAAGACUUUGCAUUUAAAACAGUAAACUAUUCCCUGUUGUCCUUUCGUCUAGAGAGAACUGGAAGAAGGCAGAAGUUAAAAUGUAAUGCUGCUCUUGGCAAAGGACAUUCAUCCAUACUGUCAAUGACACAAUGGUGAAAAUAAUACAAUCAAAAAAUAAAUGAGGGAUUUGUUACCCCUGCUGUUGUAAGCAGUGUAACAUGGUGGAGGGCUUCUUUUUUAUAUGUAUGUAUAAUUAUUUAUUUUCAUAUUUGUAUGAACACACGAGCCAAACUCAGACCUUUUUUUUAGAGGUUAUCUUUCAACCUAGUCCUGUUUACAAUUCAUUUAGCCAUUUUAAAGAUGGCGUCAUCUGCGUUCUGUCAGUUGUCUUGCAAUACUGAACUGUUCAUCAUCAUGCAUCGGCUCUUUCAUAACAUUGCGUGUUUGCUUUAUGUUUAAAAUGUUGCUUUUGUGGUGGGUUGCUGUCGCACCAAUGUAUCACUUGCUUUAAACCAAAGUCUUUCACAAUAACUGCGGUGUUCGUCAGAAGUGCCUUUUCUUCUGAAGUAAAUGCUGAACAUGGUCAAGUUCAAUGAGAGGGUGUUGAAUGGUUAAAAUGUAUUGUUAUGUAAUUCAACUGGUAUGAUGUCUAUGUGAACUAAACAGUUGCUCAAUUUUGUGCCUUUUUUAAAUUAAAAUGUAAGCCUUUAGCCAAAGAAGGAAAACCUCUUAACCGACUCAAUGUAGAGCGAAGAUCCUUCCCGUUGAAGUAAAAACUAAAGUGUGAAAGUUUUACAUCAUUGCCUCUGUAUCACAUGCCAAGAAAUGUUUGCUUCAGAAACAGGACUGCUCCUCUUUACUCAGUUGAUGUGUGAAAACCCCGUAUGACUUGGUCUGACCUGUGCCUUUACUAAGCGGUUAUGUGAAAGCUUUUUGUAACAAGUCUUUUAAUAUACUUUGAAAUAAAUUUAAAAAACAAUGAUUUCUAAAUGUAAAGUGCACUGGCAAGUGGCAACUGAUGUUUGUUAAUAAAAGCUCUGGCACAAAGCGAAA
Messenger RNA from Eleginops maclovinus (Patagonian blennie), 2301 nucleotides. RefSeq names its product hydroxysteroid (17-beta) dehydrogenase 12a (gene hsd17b12a). The transcript has 11 exons. Lineage: Eukaryota; Metazoa; Chordata; Actinopteri; Perciformes; Eleginopidae. Gene Ontology annotation, cellular component: endoplasmic reticulum. The coding region runs from base 116 to 1108 and encodes 330 amino acids. Gene Ontology annotation, molecular function: oxidoreductase activity. The record is from RefSeq and is a predicted model, not a curated record.